GCAGACGCUCCGUCUUACCGAGACGAGCUGCUCCAGCUGCUUGAGGCGCUGGUCUCAACCCCAUCUGCCAACGGACAGGAAAACGAAGUCGGCCAGUUCCUCGUCGACUACCUGCAGCAAGCCCAAUACCAGGUGGACAUCCAGUUUGUCCCUCCGCCAAAGGACCAUCCGGAUGUGCCCGACCGGUUCAACGUCCUGGCGUGGCGCGGCGACAGGAAGCCCAGCUACAAGGCGCUGGUGACGAGCCACAUCGACGUGGUCCCUCCGCACAUUCCGUGGGAGAUCCAGGGCGGCGAGAUCUCCAAGAAGACAAUCAUCAAGGGCCGCGGCACGACGGACGCCAAAGGCAGCGUUGCCACCCAGAUCGUGGCGGUGAACCACUUGCUCUCCACAAACAGCAACGUCAACCCCGAGGAUCUCAUCCUGCUCUUUGUCGUCGGGGAGGAGACGACUGGCGACGGCAUGAGGCUGUUCAGCGACUCGCUCAAGCACAUGGACCCGCCGCUUUCCUUCGACUCGGCCAUCUUCGGCGAGCCUACGGAGAACAAGCUGGCGUGCGGCCACAAGGGCGCCCUCUUCUGCAGUGCCGUGGCCAAGGGCAAGGAUGCCCACAGUGGCUACCCCGAGAUGGGCAAGUCGGCUAACGAGCUGAUGAUUCGGGCCAUGGGCAAGAUCCUUGACACGGAUCUCGGGUCUAGUCCGCUCUUUGGCAACACCACGUUCAAUGUCGGCCGGUUUGACGGCGGCGUGGCUGCGAAUGUGAUCCCGGCACAGGCUUUCGUGGAUCUUGCGGCCCGGGUCGCCGUUGGAUCCGAAAGGCAGGGCCACAGGGUUGUGCAGCAGAAGAUUGCGGAUAUCCUGAAGGAGACUGAUGAGGAUGCCUUUACCUUGGAGUGUACGCACGGAUAUGGGCCGUAUGAGUGCAACUGUGAUGUUGAAGGUGAGUUCCUUGAU
This is a messenger RNA of Trichoderma reesei QM6a, 954 nucleotides long. RefSeq lists its product as uncharacterized. Lineage: Eukaryota; Fungi; Ascomycota; Sordariomycetes; Hypocreales; Hypocreaceae. Gene Ontology annotation, molecular function: hydrolase activity. The annotation marks the transcript as partial. The record is from RefSeq and is a predicted model, not a curated record. The transcript has a single exon.